CCCAAUAAUCAAUAUGGGGGAUCAUCGUAUUUUACUGUUUCCAAUUGGGUUUUAAUACUAACAACGCAAAAUCCCAGCUCACAAAUCUCUCAUUCUCUCUCUUUCCGUUACAUUUGUAUCCUCUCUCUCUCUCUCUCUCUCAAUCUGACAAAAACCAGAGUGUAAGUUUUCAUACAUGAAGAAGAGCGCAGACAACAUGAAUCUCCCUUGACUUACUUCCUCAAAAUCCCCGAAAAAUCUGACAAAAAAAUUCGGGGGUUUGUAUUUGCCGAGUUCUUGAAAAUGGGCGUUUUGAAUUUCCACCACCUUUUCCUGGUGGUGGUCCUCCUCCCCUUGGCGACGCCGGACAUCGCUUCCGAUAGAGCCGCUCUACUAGCCCUCCGCAGCGCCGUGGGCGGCCGCGUCCUCUUGUGGAACCUCUCGAGCGCCAGCCCCUGCUCGUGGGCCGGCGUCAUCUGCUCGCCAGAUAACUCCUCCGUUGUGGAGCUCCGCCUCCCCGGAAUGGGGCUCUCCGGCCAGCUGCCGCCCAACACCAUCUCCAAUCUCACCAAUCUGCAAACGCUCAGCCUCCGUUUCAACUCCCUCUCCGGCCCGCUCCCGGCGAACAUGUUUUCCUCUCUCAAUUCUCUGCGCAAUAUCUAUAUGCAGAACAACUUGUUCAUCGGCGGAGUUCCCGAUUCUCUCUUCUCCGUGAAAUCGCUCGUGCGCCUCAAUCUGGCGCAUAAUAAUUUCUCCGGCCCAAUUUCGGCGUCCUUCAACAAGUUGACCCGUUUGGGAACGCUGUAUUUGCAGAACAACCAUUUCUCCGGCUCUCUUCCCGACUUAAACUUGCCCGCUUUAAUACAAUUCGAUGUUUCCAAUAACAAUCUCACGGGCCCCAUUCCCAGCGGCCUCGCUGGAAAACCCAAAUCCUCAUUCGCCGGGAACUCUCUCUGCGGCCCCCCGCUCGAUUCCUGCGCCGUCGACAAACCCAAGAAAAAGCUCUCCGCCGGCGCCAUUGCCGGCAUCGUAAUCGGCUCCGUCAUCGGCUUCUUUUUGAUUUUAUUGCUGAUUUUGUAUUUGUAUAGAAUGGUAAGUGGAAAAGGGGCGGAUCGUAAAGGGAAAGAAGUCGAAAUCCAGGAGGCGGAGAUUGGCGGGUGGAGAAAGGGGAGGGAUAAGGGAUUAGUCUUCUUCGGAAACACAGGGUGGGAUUUUGAUGUGGAGGAAUUGCUGAGGGCCUCUGCGGAGGUUUUGGGGAAGGGCACGUUUGGGACGGCGUACAAGGCGGUGCUGGAGACGGGUCUGGCGGUGGCGGUGAAGAGGCUGAGAGACGUGAAGAUGGGGGAGAAGGAGUUGACGGAGAAGAUGGAAGAGAUUGGGAGAAUGGAUCAUCCCAAUCUCGUCCCCCUCAGGGCUUAUUACUACAAUCGGGAAGAGAAGCUCCUCGUCUACGAUUUCUUGCCCAUGGGGAGCCUGUCUGCUCUCUUACAUGGCAACAAGGAAGGUGGGAGGGCGGCGUUGAAUUGGGAAACUCGGGUAGCAAUCGCGCUGGGCGCUGCGCAAGGGAUCUCGCACAUUCACUCGCAGGGCUCAUCCACCUCUCACGGCAACAUCAAGUCAUCCAACAUCCUCCUCACAAACUCAUACGAGGCCCGCGUCUCCGACUUCGGGCUUGCUCAGCUUGGCAGUAGCGCCACUCCGAGCCACCGGGUGGCUGGGUACCGCGCGCCGGAGGUGAUUGAUCCUCACAAAGUGUCGCACAAGGCAGAUGUUUACAGCUUCGGAGUGUUGGUGUUGGAGUUGGUGACGGGGAAGGCGCCGAACGAGGACGGCGUUGAUCUGCCUCGGUGGGUGCAGUCGGUGCUCAAACAGGACUGGACGUCCAAAGUGUUCGACGUGCAGCUGCUUAGGUAUGGGAAUGUGGAGGAGGAAAUGGUUCAGCUGCUGCAGCUUGGGCUUGACUGCACCGCUCCCUAUCCGGAUAACCGUCCCUCCAUGCCCGACAUCACGGCCAAGAUGCACCUGCUCAAUACGCACCAUCCCACUCAUAUUGCUCACCACGAGUAAAACUCUGCUCCACUCAUAUAUGCAAACUUCCAUUCUUUCUUUCUUUAUUUAUGAAUUCUUCACAUUUUUUUUCCUUUCCUUUUCACCUAUUGCUGCUUCUUAUAGUCUAUAUACAUACGUCUCUCCUGAUUGCCUUGUAACCUACAGUAUUUGAUUUCUUCUGGGAUUCAGAAUCGUGAGUUUAUUUAUAUCUAAUUCACAAACUUUUAAUU
Molecule: messenger RNA, 2258 nt
Organism: Salvia miltiorrhiza (redroot sage)
Lineage: Eukaryota; Viridiplantae; Streptophyta; Magnoliopsida; Lamiales; Lamiaceae
Product: probable inactive receptor kinase At1g48480
Exons: 2
Coding region: 283-2046 (587 amino acids)
Biological process (GO): protein phosphorylation
Molecular function (GO): ATP binding; protein binding; protein kinase activity
Source: RefSeq, a predicted model, not a curated record